Messenger RNA from Cydia splendana, 860 nucleotides. Its product is annotated as putative 1-acyl-sn-glycerol-3-phosphate acyltransferase acl-1. Gene Ontology annotation, cellular component: endoplasmic reticulum; membrane. Gene Ontology annotation, molecular function: 1-acylglycerol-3-phosphate O-acyltransferase activity. The record is from RefSeq and is a predicted model, not a curated record. Gene Ontology annotation, biological process: phosphatidic acid biosynthetic process. Lineage: Eukaryota; Metazoa; Arthropoda; Insecta; Lepidoptera; Tortricidae.
AUGUCUUUGUUAUCCGCCAAUAUACUAAAGCAUAUAACGAAGGUAUUAGACAUAAAGUGGGAACUCCGGAACGGAGAGAUCCUAACCGAAGACCGCGGAGCUGUGAUCGUUUCUAAUCAUCAGUCUGCCUUUGACAUCCUUGGCUUAUUCAAUGUGUGGGAGGUAGUGGGUAAAAUGACAGCUAUAGCCAAAAAAGAAAUAUUUUAUGUGUGGCCGUUUGGAUUAGCGGCAUACCUUGCAGUGGUGGUCUUCAUAGACCGCAGUAACGCCAAAAAAUCAUAUUAUGAACAACUGAAGGUCACGUCCGACGUUAUGGUGAAUCAUAAGAAAAAAAAUUGGCUCUUCCCGGAAGGUACCAGAAACAAAGACUAUACUAAAAUGCUACCAUUUAAGAAAGGUGCAUUUACAAUGGCGAUAUCUACACAAGUUCCUAUUAUUCCUGUUGUGUUCUCUCCCUCUCCGUACUAUUUCAUAAAUAGGAAUGAAUAUCUAUUUCAAAAAGGAAUGGGUCUUAGAGGACAAUUGAACACUCAACGCCUUAACCCGCGUUCAUUGAAGUUAGAGGCACGUACUGAUUUGGGACGGGCGUCACUGACCAACCACCCCUGAGCUAGGGGCCAGUUGAACCAACCACAAUCGGCUGAGUGAUCAAUGGCGAUCAGCAGUCAACUAUGAAAUUUCCCAUAAGUACAAUUAAAAUUUUGCGAACGUUUUGACGGUAACAAACGGUUUUGUGCAGCCGACCCUUAGACACCACAGUUCGGUUUAAAUAUUCCUAGAUCGAAUGUAUUAUCUAUUAUUUUAUAGUUCCACAAAAUCAAGGAUUAUAGAAAAUUAAAAAGUAUGAACUAAUUAAGUAA